AUGGUAGAUUCAUCAGAAGAUAUAGUAGUAAUAGAUAACGAGCGACUAACAGUCGGGCAUUUAAACAAAAUAAAAGCUUUCGCAGCAAAUGGGACGACUCACUACCCUAUUUCUACGCUAAACGCUCAUUUAUUGAGCGGUUGGAAGUGGAAUACUAUUCUAGGUUAUAAUGCUGCAGUUAAAAAGUUCAUAUUCUUUAAAAACUUAUCAGGAAAUCACAAAUUCAAGUUACCGGCAUCGAGGAAAGACAUAGAAGAUUUUUGUUUUUGGGCGGGUAGAAAUUUAUAUUUAAAUAAUUCCUAUAAAAUAUCGGCCCCAUCGAUUAAGAAGUAUCUAUGUGGACUGAAAGCGUGGCACACUUUCCACAGCGAAGAUUACCCAGAAAUAAGCGACAAAAGAAUCGAGUUACUCAUAAAGGCAUCAUCAAGAAUAGAUGCUACUCUCCCAAAGAAACCGAAGAAGCCACCUAUCUUACUCAAACACCUGAUUUGGUUGGCGAACACGUUAUUCCCCGGUGGCGAUAUAGACAAGACGAUUAUGGACCUGGCGAUCGUUUCGUUUUGGGGUAUGGCGCGUAUUGGAGAAUUUACUUACGACAAAACUUUUGGGGACUUAAAUGCGGAGAAUGCGGUUUUAACCUCAGACGUGAGAUUGGUCAAAUCGGCGAUAGGCGAGAAAGCCAUUAUUACGGUCAGAAAUGCGAAGACAGCGCAACCCGGUGCACCUCAAAUAAUCGUAGUACAUAGUUUAAAAAACAUGCUUUGCCCUGUACUGGCAUUGAAACGAAGACUAGACGAAGCGAAUGGCGAAAACACGUCGCUGUUCGGUUUCUACAGAGAAGGCACUAGGCGACAUUUGACACGAUCCAUAGCUGUAAACCGGAUCCAAUUGGUGCUACGAGCAGGUGGUUUCGAAGGCCUUCUAGGACACUCAUUUCGGGUUGGCGGCGCCUCGUUAAGAUACGCUUUAGGCACUCCCAUAGAAGAAAUUUGUCUUUUAGGCCGGUGGAUCUCAAAUUGCUAUCGCUUAUACAUCCGAGAAUACACGGCGGAAGAUACUGAAGACAGCAAGAAAAUUAUCGCAGAAUUGAAUGACUUGUGGGAAGAGGAUUGA
Puccinia graminis f. sp. tritici CRL 75-36-700-3 is the source of this 1113-nucleotide messenger RNA. RefSeq lists its product as uncharacterized. Gene Ontology annotation, molecular function: DNA binding. The transcript has a single exon. Lineage: Eukaryota; Fungi; Basidiomycota; Pucciniomycetes; Pucciniales; Pucciniaceae. The record is from RefSeq and is a predicted model, not a curated record. Gene Ontology annotation, biological process: DNA recombination; DNA integration. Bases 1 to 1113 code for a protein of 370 amino acids.